UGUGGCCAAAAAGUCUCUCUCCGUCCGCCUGACUGUAAGGACCGCUUGGACAGCUCCAUAUCCUCAGUAGCCCUCAGAGCAAGUGAAACACUGCGGCCGCGCUUGAAGACGGAAAGGGACGUUUUUUCGCUCCACAUCGAUUCUGCUGUAGUGUUGGUCCUCCUUGUCCUGAGUCACGCUGGCGUUCCAUCAGCUACCAGACAUGGAUCGCAUGGAGCUCAAGAAGGUGAGCACAGAGGACGACGACAGCACCGACAGCCUGGACGACCGCUUCACCGAGCCCAUCGAUUCGGAGAAGGCCACCAUCAACAGUCAGUUUCUCGACGACAAUGACGGCGAGAGUCAGAAGUUUCUCGGCAACGGAAUCAUGAAGAAGAAAAAGUACGAGGAGUACCACGAGGAAUAUCAUCCAGGGCACGCAUCCUUCGGCAUGUCCGUGUUCAACCUCAGUAACGCCAUCAUGGGCAGCGGCACUGGCCUCUCCUACGCCAUGGCCAACACGGGGAUCAUGCUCUUCUCAAUCCUGCUCCUAGGUGUGGCUGCCCUCUCUUUGUACUCCGUGCACCUGCUGCUGGUCACUGCUAAGAAGGAGGUAAGCUCCUUGAUCUAUGAGAAGCUGGGUGAGCGAGCCUUUGGCCUGCCAGGGAAGUUUGCCGCCUUUGGGUCUAUAACGCUUCAGAAUAUUGGAGCCAUGUCCAGCUACCUCUUCAUUGUGAAGUACGAGCUGCCUGAGGUGAUCCGCGCGUUCAUGGGCCUGGAGCAGAUCACUGGUGAGUGGUACCUCAAUGGCAAUUACCUGGUGGUGUUUGUGUCCAUGGGUAUCAUCUUACCCCUCUCGCUGCUCAAAAACCUCGGCUAUUUGGGCUACACCAGUGGAUUCUCCCUCUCCUGCAUGGUGUUUUUCCUGGGCGUGAUGAUGUAUAAGAAGAGCCAGCUGCCGUGCCCAUUGCCCUUCAUGAUGGCGCACUCCAACGCGAGCGUGAACGGCUCCGACUUGUACGCGCUGCACAACGGCUCGGCCAUCAUGGAGUUCUCGCGCGACGUCACCAGUGCCCACGACGUGGACCCCCACCACUCGUCCGCCAGCGCCGCCACCGACGACGUCCACUACGCGCCCCACCACGACACCGACGAAGAGACCUGCAAGCCCAAGUUCUUUGUGUUCAACUCACAGACCGCGUACACGCUACCCAUCCUGGCGUUUGCAUUCGUGUGCCAUCCUGAAGUGCUGCCCAUCUACAGCGAGCUGAAAGAUCGCUCGAGGAAGAAGAUGCAGAACGUGUCCAAUCUGUCCAUACUGGCCAUGCUGGUGAUGUACAUGCUGUCGGCCCUGUUUGGGUACCUCAUCUUCUACGAUCACGUGGAGGACGAGUUGCUGCACACCUUCACAAAGGUGUACAAGUUUGACACCAUGCUGCUGCUGGUGCGUCUGGCUGUGCUGACCGCCGUCACACUCACCGUACCCAUCGUGCUCUUCCCCAUCCGUUCGUCGAUCAUCACGUUGGUGUUUAAAGACCAGGAGUUCAACUGGAUCCGCCACGUGGGCAUUGCCGCGGGCAUCUUGUUCUUGGACAACAUGCUGGUGAUCUUCGUCCCCACUAUCCGCGACAUCUUCGGCUUCAUCGGUUCCUCUGCUGCCACAAUGCUCAUCUUCAUCCUCCCCGCAAGCUUUUACCUGAAGCUGGUCAAGAGUGUACCUCUCCGCUCCCCGCAGAAGAUCUCGGCGGCCAUUUUCCUCGUGGUGGGAGUUAUUUUCAUGAUUACCAGCUUGUCCCUCAUCGUUCUGGACUGGAUCCACAACCCCCCUGGCUCGUCCGGAGAUGGUCACUAAGCAACAGACCUGAGAAACACUAUCAUCAUCAAGGGCCGGACUCCAUGGCCCUGAUUGCCCCCAAAGAACAGAGUAUUUUUUUUUCUUUUUGCAAAAUGGCUGUUUUUGUCACAUGCACCUUUUUUUCUGUAAACUACAACAAAAGUAUUACACAGGAACUCCAUUUGUGAGUA
Sardina pilchardus (European sardine) is the source of this 2004-nucleotide messenger RNA. It is a transcript of the gene slc38a4, whose product is annotated as solute carrier family 38 member 4. Gene Ontology annotation, biological process: amino acid transmembrane transport. Gene Ontology annotation, molecular function: L-amino acid transmembrane transporter activity. Gene Ontology annotation, cellular component: plasma membrane. NCBI's taxonomy places the organism in Eukaryota, Metazoa, Chordata, Actinopteri, Clupeiformes, Clupeidae. The record is from RefSeq and is a predicted model, not a curated record.